UCUCGAUUGUCGUUCGCGUCUUUGCAAACACCGUGAGACUUCUGUUGGUUUGAAUUCACAAAAUACUCMACUGGGUCGCUUUAAGAGCAUUGUCGUAACGUGUAAACACAAUUUGAGACACUGUAUUCCGUGUUUUAGCGGAGAAGAAGGCUCACAAGAAUAAUUUAGAUGCUAAUUAUUGAAGGAAUGAGCAAGCAUCAUUGAAACAAAGGAUAAUAUAGUGGAUUGUACACCMAAUUGCUAUAUUCACACCACAAAUAAUUGUGUCUGAACACUUGCCAAUAUGAAUGGACUAGGAACUUUAUAUAUUUUAUGGAUUGYCACAGGAGGACUGUGCCUAGCUAAUACAGCAUCAGAACAAAAACUUUCAAAUGUAGUUGCCAUUGUUGGAAGACAUUUUGCAUAUCCCUUACCAGAAGAUUCCAAUUCAAAGUCAACAAAAUAUAUGGUUACAGAAGAAGGCAAGAAGUCCUUACCAAAAUGGCUAUCUUUCGAUCGAGAAAAGAAUCUUUUGUAUGGUGUCCCAUCCUGGAGAGACAAGGGCACUUAUCAUCUACAAUUACAAAACACAGAAACAAAUCUAUUUACUCUGUACGUGAAGGACCUGCAUGACGUAGCCUCUGACGUAAGACUCAGGAACUCCAACAUCACUAAAGUUCCAGCCUUCAAGGAAAUAGUUUGUCAUAGCGGGCUUCCUGUGGCGGCUGCGACCAUUAUUUUUGAUCUGCAUGCUGGAAAACUKGGCGGGAAAGAAAGAGCWGCGUUGUUGAAAAGAGUAGCUGCCUUUGCUGACGUMGAUGUUUCCAGCCUUCACAUGUCUCUAGGUAAAGGACAUAGCACCGCCUUGAACCUCAAGGACGUCAUGAUGCUAACCGCUGGACCAGGAAAUGUUCACGAGCCCAAGGAACCCGGAGUAGUAAUAUCGUGGCAGAUCGGUUGUGGGAUUGAUGUCGCUGGAACACGGACUGCAUCGUUGCUAAAAUCAAGCGCUGAAACUGGAGCUUUUGACAAAGCCUUGUCCUCUCCAGUCUCUGGCUGGCAUAUAACCACAGGGUUCCCUAAAGGUCCGCGUCGACGUACUCGUAGACAAGUCCUCAUUAAUCUUAAGCCAACACCAACGCCUGCGCGAAAGCCAGCUGUUCCUCCAGGGAAACUACCCGUGUUGACGGCCACACCUACAAUGGUUGUCACCCCGCCUACUGCUCAGAUAAGUAAACCAACUAUCAUGAUCUCAUCGCCUACUGUUGUGCCCCAGGCUACACCAGCUGUCAACACACUGCCAUUUCUUAAUGUUCCUCUACGUCCAAUYACGUUAUUCUCCGGUCAAAUGUUGCGAUAUCCUAUUCCAGUUGACACCUUCCGUGAUAGAGAAGAUGGCAAUACUAAAUCUUUGACUCUUAAGAUGUUCUCAAUGUCAGGCGCCUCUCUCAGUUUGUCCAACUGGAUUAUAUUAGAUGGAGCAUCUCAGGUCAUCUAUGGUCUUGGCUUGUCACAGAAUAUUGGUACCCACCAAUUUCUAGUGUCAGCGGUUGACUCCCAAGGAGCCAGUGCCCAAACACAGCUAACAAUUCAAAUCGACAAGGAUCUCCAUCAAUACAACCACUUAUUCUCACUCGAUCUCAACAUGGACUUAAGUGUAUUAUCAAACAGAGUGGAACUUCGUGUCGAACUACUUGAUAAAUUGGCGACUUAUUUUGGUGUCAAUUCAGGCGAUGUGCGUGCUGUAUCCAUUAGUGCUGGCGCCUCUGGAGGAAGUARCUUUAAAUUUCACUUUGCUAACGUACCCUACCAGCCAUGUCCUAACAACCCCACYCUUGAAGGUUUGAUUGAUAAAUUUGGCAGGAACAAAGUAUCCACACAACUCGCAACAGACCUUGGAUCCAAGUUUGCCAUGAAUGGUGGCUCRUACCAAUYACUUGGAGACUGCUCCAACAAACCUAAGAUCAACAAGCCUAUCGGACAAGUUGAUGCACUUGCAGGGCAAGCAUUUGAGAUAUCACUGCCUCAAGAUGUCUUCACUGAUGUUGAGGAUGGAUAUAAUGUGGAUCUACAGCUUCUUACCGAAGGGCUGGCUGAACUUCAGCCGACAUCUUCAAUUCUAUUCCACAAAACUCAGAAAAAGAUUUACGGUUUGCCUAUGGAUGAUAUGAUAAAACAGCAUCGUUACACUUUACAGGCAACUGACUCUGAUAAGAAUAUCGGAAUGGAUACAUUCAMACUCAACGUCGCUAGAGAUGACAGUCGAUAUAACCACGAAUUCAACAUUGUACUGAAGACGGACAAUGUGGACUUUACAACUAAUGUUAAUGAACGACUUAAACUUUUGAAGGAAAUUGCUGCGUAUUUCAAAACUGAUAUCAAAAACGUUCGCGUUGUGAACUUUGGACCUGGCGUGACUUUUACUUUCCGUUUCAGYAAUGUUCCGUACAAUGAUUGCAAAGGACGUCUAAGAACCUUGAUUGAUAUGUUUGGAAAGGAAAAGGAUCAAAUYAAUCCGAACUUCAAACGYGCUCUUUCUUUCCCUAUCACUAAGGGAAGAUACACGUUAAUUGGACCUUGCAAGGUUGAUACAGAUCCACCAACCUGCGACAAGCCUAUCUCCAGCCUCCCUGACGUUUAUGCCGGGCAGCAAUUUCARUAUGUCAUUCCACGUGACACGUGUGUUGAUCAAGUGGACGGGGACAUGUCAAAGUUGAACCUUGAACUGAGGGCAAUCGGCGACAUCGUCCUGCGCUCGGAUUCUUGGGUGCUACUCGAUGGUGGUUCUUUAAAGAUAUUUGGCCUUCCAUCCGAAAAGCAACUAGGCGACAAUGAAUUCGUUUUGAUAGUUAAAGACACUAGUGGACUUACCGCUAGGGACACUUUUAAGAUUCCUGUGAAGAAGGACUCUUUUCCAUACAACCAUGUAUUCAACAUUGUCCUGGACAUUAAGAAAGAAACAUUUACUGAUAAUGYUGACAUGCGCAUCGAUCUCAUCAACAAACUUGCUGCUUACUUUAAGGUUGACCCAAACGAUAUACGUGUKGCUUCMAUCAAGGAUGGAUCAGGACCUAAGGAUCUUAUCUUUAGUUUUCACAUUGCUGGAAUCCCAGAAAAGCAAUGUGAUAGCAAARGCCUUCUAGAUGCAAUCGACCGGUUUGGUAAGGGGCCACCAAACGAUAAGCUCAUCAACGAGCUGUCACCAAAAUUUGUUGUUAAAACUGGAGACUAUGAACUACUGCGUGUAUGCGCAUUGAACAAAAARCCCGAAGUCAAAGAAGGCAUUGUUGACGGUGAUAAACCAAUCAAAACCAUCGGUGGACAAGCCACUUAUUACAGAAUACCAGCAGAUGCUUUCAGUGACGCAGAAGAUGGGGAUACAAGAAAACUAAAGCUCCGUCUACUCGGAUCGGAUGGGAAACCAGUGCCAGCAGACUCCUGGAUCAGAUUUGACACAGACAACCAAGAAAUUCAAGCAUUACCACUUGGCGCUCAGGUUGGAGAUAAUCGCUUUGUUAUCGAAGCCAUCGACUCUAAAGGUGGAACGGUGAAUAGUUCUUUCGUAAUACAAGUUGGUGAAGAUCUUCGAAACUACACACACCAAUUAAAACUGGUCCUGGAAUAUCCAGACGAGAAAACGUUCUUGAAUGACGUGAAAGAAAGGCUUGAACUAAUUGACGCGCUUGCAAAACACUUUAAUGUCCCAAAGGAGAGUGUCCGUGUAAUCUAUACCAAGAAGGGAAUCAAUUUCUCGUUUUUUCUCGCCAACCUCCCAAACACCCCUUGCAAUUCUCAAGAACGACUUGAUACUAUUAAUAAGUUUGGUCGGUCUGGAAAAGUCAGUAAAAGUUUGAAGAAAGCGCUUGAGCCGAGGUUCAAAGUUACAAAGGCUUACAGUGACGUUCUUGGUGUUUGCCAAGCAUUGGGUAACUUCCCACCAACGUUGAAUGUGCCACUGGGUACCUUGAGUAUAGACGCAGGAACGCCCUUCAUAUUUAGGGUWCCCUACGACACCUUUUUGGAUCUGAAUGAAAUUAACACACGGUACUUGGACCUCGAUUUGAAGCAAAUCGAUCGUUCUCCCCUUCCUAAAAACUCUUGGGUUGUACUCUUAAAGAAACGACAGGAACUUGUUGCUUUGCCAGAUACGGAUGACAUUGGUAAGCACAAAUAUAUGCUUAUCGCAAAUGAUAGAGCCAAGGCAGAAGCAGCUACAGAUAGAUUUAGGAUAAGAGUCAAUAAGCCAAGUAAGGAAAUUACAACAGAGUUUAUUAUGUAUCUCAAAACAUCCAAGAAAGCUUUCAUGAAUGACAUUCGAGUUCCAAUAGAUCUCGCUAAAAAGCUCGCCGAAUUCUUCAAGGUUCCCGUCUCGACUAUAAAUGUCUUAUCCUACGGUCCCGAUGGCUCCACGAUCAAGUUCAAGUUUGGUUUAACGAACCUUCCUGAACAGCCGUGUGAUCAUGAGGAAACGCUGAAGUACGUCAAGAAAUUUGGCCUUUCUAAACCARCAAGGGCGUUGAAAAACGCUAUCGACUUCACCAUCAAGUCUGCAAAGGUUGAACAAGUUGGUGCUUGUAAACCCAAGCCCAUUAAUAACGAGCCAACUAUACGUAACGAGUUUGACCGACUUGACCUGUUUCACAAUCAAGGACUCCGGUUUGUUAUUCCCUGGGACUCCUAUGAUGACAUUGAAGACGGAGCUACUAGAAACCUGACUCUUACCCUUAGGCUAGAAGGACACAAGGAUAAGGCGCUUUUAUCUACAUCUUGGAUUUUGAUGAACUCAACGAGCCAAGAAAUAUACGCUCUGCCAAUGUCAGAAUUCAGUGGACUUCAUACCUUUGUCAUCGAGGUGAAAGACUCGGGCGGYAAGAUGAACUAUGAUUCGUUUGAAGUAUUAGUGAAGGACGACAGCACCYCGUAUAAUCACAUGUUUACUAUCUUUUUGAAUAAUGACAAUGCAACAUUCUUGAAUAAUGUUGGCGCACGUGUUGGACUUAUUCAGAAAUUAGCGGACUUUUUCGGCGUCAACUUCACAAACAUUAGAGUUGAUGAAUACGGACCUGGGCCGUUCAUGACAUUCCACCUUGACAACGUUCCCUAUGAUGAUUGCACAUCUCUAUACUUCGACUACAUCGAUAAAUUUGGCAAAGAUAAAGUUAGUCCUGGCCUUAAAGCCGCCCUUGCACCUGAAUACGGAGUUGUGGAUGGUUCAUACGUYGCGAAGGAGCCUUGCACGGGCCCGGUCGGCGGUCCAAUUAUUGACGGCAAUCCUGCUGCUCGUACUGGAAGUUGGUGGUCACCUACAUUAAUCCCUGUUAUUACCGUAGGUAUUCUAUUGCUUUUACUUGGCCUUGGGCUAAUGUUUGUGCUACGUCGGAAGCACAAACAGGGUCUGUCCGGGGAUGACAGAACUACAUUCAUCUACAAACGCAAACCCGUCGUCUUCAAGGAAGAAUACGAUGUCAAGGAAGAUCUACUGAAACAGCCAUUGGUAGUCCCUAACGAAAAACCCCCUCURCCUCCACCUGCGUACCCACGUACCCCUAAUGGUAGUGCUGCGACCACGCCCAUGAUGGGCGACGAAAGACGAGCAUACCAAGCUCCAUCGUUUACUUCAAGUAGACAAAUGAGCUCAAGUUCGAGUAGCAAUGCAAUGAUGGCGUCGAGCGGUGGUGCUGCUAUGGCAAGUGGCGGUGGUGGUGGUGGUGGUGGUGGUGGAGGUGCUGCAGGAGGCAUGGCUGGUGCUGGUGGCGCUGCUGGUGCCGCAGGUGCGGGUGGAGGUGGAGGUUUUGCUAGUGGCGGGGAUAGAUAUGUAGCAUCUCCCGGCGCGGGAGGAGGUGGUGGUGGUGCCUCUAUGACAAUGGGAGGUGGUGGUGGUGGUAGUAGUAGUUUUAUGGCCGGAGGAGGUGGUGCUGGAGGUGGGGAAGGCGGAGCAGGAGCUGGUGGUGCUGCUGCAGGAGCAGGAGGCGCAAUGAAUUCUUCCAAGUCGUCAUCGUACAGUUAUAGUAGCAGUAGUCAAUCAAGUAGUGCAAGAAAAGGUGCUUACUCGGGUUAUCGACUCCCGCCUGCCUACGUACCACCAUAGAUAGUCGUUUCCAAUUUUAAAAAGAAAGGAAAAAAUUGAACGGAACACCUCGGACGCUGGGUAUAAACACGAAUUAUCUUUGAAACUCAAAGAUGCCGAAAAGGGCAACCUAAUGACUGUUGUCAUUGUAUUAUACAAGGUAGUCAAAUUCUAUAGCAUACAGACUGACAAGAUAAUCUUUAAGAUCUAUUCAAACUUUCCAUUUUAGAAAUUGCAGAAAUAAUGUGAAUAUUUCCUUGGUUUAUUCAUUGUGGCCAGAAAUUCACUCGCGUUUUGGGCGGAUAAUCUUCGAGUUACACGCUUCGAGUUUCUCUUUUUCGAGUUAUGCGCUAGAAGAUUUCCCGAUUCCACUCACGUCAGCCUUAUUUUUAUUAAGCAAUCACAAAUUAUCUAGAGAACUUAGUCGUUAAAACAGUAUAUCGCGCGAGUAAUUCAUUAACAAUCCACGUAUGUAUAAACUGGUUCAGAAACACUUUUAUUUUCUUAGUGCAGAGUAAGUGCAGACACUAAAAGCGUAAGAAACCGGGUGUCAACCAAAUAGUGAUGAAAACAUCCUUCAGUACAAUUUAGCACUAUCUAAAUACGUUGACUUUUUCACGAUUUUAGGGUUUGCACUUUAUGACAAAAGUAAAAGUMAAGGGUUUUAAUCAGUUAGACAAGUAGGCGAGAUAACUAGCGUUUUUAAAGUUCUUUUCACGGCUUAUAUGACUUCGCGCUAUUCAGAUAAGCAGAAAGUAUAACUGUAGAUCUAGCGGCUUCUUGGUAUAUAGCUAUUUUAGAAAAAGGUUGUCGGAUAAAAUGGCAAAAGUCAAUGGUCGAACGGCGAUUGCACGACCGAAAGUUGCCAUGACUUUUGCUUAAUGCUAGUUGAAAGACAAUAACAACUGAUUUAUACUUUUACAUGUGGUAAACAUCAUAAAACAGCUUAACCAUUGUCCCUUUCGGUCAUGCARUCUCCCUUCGACAAUCACCAGUCGCCGUUCUCCCCGACAACGUUUUUUGAAAUAGCUGUAUKGUUCUUGCCUGUUUGAAAGGGAGAGAGGCGCUUAUAUAUAUAACUUUUUUGUUUUGUAACUCCUCCCCAGCAAAAGAUCCCAGUUACAAACAGGCUUUUUAAAGCCUAUGAUUAUUUUAUUAAAAUAAUCAUAUAGCGAGAUUUCUCCUCUCGGUUUAUCGACGAGUGGAUCGCUUUGUAGUCAUUUAUAGUUUUAGUUCAGUUAGCCCCUGACCGGUCCGUAAAGAGAGAAGUCUGGACAAUUGAACUUUGAAGAAAUACGUUAUAUAUAGCAAAUUAAAGAGUUGUAAUUUCUAUUUUUGUUAGUAAUAAAAGUAUAUUAAAGACA
Molecule: messenger RNA, 7410 nt
Organism: Exaiptasia diaphana
Lineage: Eukaryota; Metazoa; Cnidaria; Anthozoa; Actiniaria; Aiptasiidae
Exons: 4
Coding region: 284-6067 (1927 amino acids)
Biological process (GO): muscle attachment; morphogenesis of an epithelium; axon guidance
Cellular component (GO): dystrophin-associated glycoprotein complex; dystroglycan complex; sarcolemma
Molecular function (GO): laminin binding; calcium ion binding
Source: RefSeq, a predicted model, not a curated record